Messenger RNA from Daldinia loculata, 1640 nucleotides. Its product is annotated as Hus1-like protein. Lineage: Eukaryota; Fungi; Ascomycota; Sordariomycetes; Xylariales; Hypoxylaceae. Gene Ontology annotation, cellular component: site of double-strand break; nucleolus; checkpoint clamp complex. The transcript is spliced from 4 exons. The record is from RefSeq and is a predicted model, not a curated record. Gene Ontology annotation, biological process: meiotic DNA integrity checkpoint signaling; nucleotide-excision repair; telomere maintenance. The coding region runs from base 309 to 1382 and encodes 357 amino acids.
UACUGCUUACCCCGCACUAUAAACAAACGGGCAUAAACAAACAUAAUAGGUACUAGGAUCAGCUAGGAUUAGCUACCUCCUAGCUUUUUAGGCUUAUCGAUUAAGCUAAUUAAUGAAUUGCUAUCAUUUUGUUUGGCUCUCACUAAGGUUCCAUUCGGAGCACAAGCCGUCCAUAUCCAUUUCUUAUCCGCGAUCAACUUUUGUUUGCGCGGUUGUUUGUCGCGUCCCCCGUCUUACGUGACAGGUUCCUCACAUAGUCGUACCGAGGAUAUGGUGGUGGUGCAUUGUCUUUUGAAGAUACAACCAAUAUGAGGUUCAGAUCGGAUCUCAAGAACACGCGCACAUUCUCGAAAUUGGUGGCCGCUCUUUCGUCCCUCGAGAAGAUCGCCUGGUUGCGUCUUGACGAUGAUACCGUUCGCUUCACCGUGAUCCCGGAUACCGGGUCGCAAGUCUGGGCCUCGUUUUCUAUGGACUUCAUCUUCGACAACUAUGCCCUCCAAUCCGCCGAACCGAACAACACCAUCAACCUCGAACUACCCCUGGGACCUCUCCAGCGCGCCCUCAAGUCCGCUCUCAAUGGGGUCUCAGCGUCGAUCCGCCUGACCAAGAAAGAUGGUAUACCUGUACUGUCGAUGACAAUCACCACCACUGCUGCACCAACCAAAGAGCCCCAGGGUAUAGCCCGUCUCGGCGCUAUAGGCGCAAACCCCGGCGCCGGGAACCGAGGUAACUACGACGACGAAGACGGAGUCUUCGCCCACGAACCCCUCGAAACAAACCUGCACCGCGAGCGCGAAAAGAUCAUCACGCAGGACAUCCCCGUGCGAGUCCUACACCCCGACACCGUGGAAACCAUCAUGCAGCCCAAAGUCCGCGAACCCGACGUCCACAUCCAACUCCCCCCUCUCCUCCAACUCAAAGCAAUCUCCGACCGCUUCACCAAACUAGCCCUAGCCUCCCGCGUCUCCACAUCCUCCAACACAGCCUCAUCAUCAUCAUCAUCAUCCUACUCCCCCAAACUCGAGCUCAGCGCCAACAUGCACGGCGGCCUGCGCCUACGUCUCGACACCGACACCCUCAACGUCGAGUCUCAGUGGUCCGGGCUCGAGAACCCGGAGCUAGACCCCGCGCAGCUGCCGUGCGCGCUGGAGGAUCAUCCUAGCACGCGGUUCCGCGAGGCGGGGCCGGAGAAGUGGGCGACUGUGCGGGUGGAUGGCAGGGACUGGAGUAAAGUGUUAAGUGUGGGACGUCUGGAGGGCCGGGUUAUUGCGUGUUUUGCGGAUGAUCACGCGCUGAUUAUGUAUGUGUAUGUGCCGCAGUAUGAUGAUACGGGGGCGGAGGACUCGGUUGUCACGUACUAUGUGUCUUCGUAUAGCAUGUGAGUGAGUGAGUGAGUGAGUGUUACUCUGCGGGUAGGAGUUUAGGAGUAUUUGGCGGCGUCUUAUUUCCUUCAGUGCUAUUGGGGCAUUUGAGGGCUUGGAACGGAAUUGUAGAUGAAUAACAAUGCUGGCUUUGAAAUUUACGAGUUGCUUUAGGUUUUGUAGUUGCUGGAUAGGCUAUAGACUAUAGACUACUUGUAGAAUGAGACGCAAGUUGAUAUUACUGAGAAUACAUAAGACAUAAAUUUAGCUACUAGGCAA